AUGCCUCGUAAAGGGAAUUUCAAAACGAGAAGUGGCUGCUCAACGUGCAAGGCGCGUAAGAUAAAAUGCGAUGAAGGCAAACCAACGUGUCAGCGAUGCAUUAGCGCUGGUCGCAGAUGUCAUGGUCUGGGGUAUAACCAAACCUCAUACUCUCACCUCCAACUAUACCGUCCCCAGAAUCACGUCCUGGGCAACAAUGUAAAGACCGAAUCAAGGGCUAUUGAGUUCUUCUGCAGGGUUGCAGCGCCGUCGUUAUCGGGGCCUAUCGACCCAUACUUCUGGACGAAUGUUGUUUUACAGUUCUGUGAUCAUGAACCUGCUGUUAGGCAUUCCAUCAUGACGAUCAGUUCUCUUUUCGAGAGCCUCCAAUCAAAAGACAACUCCUCGGCUGUUGCGGCUCAAAGGAAUGUCUUUGCACUAAAGCAUUAUAAUGCUGCGAUUCGGGAACUCCAAACUCCACAUAAACCAGAUAUAAUAUUGGCGUUACUGACUUGCCUCAUGUUUGUAUGCAUCGAGGUGUUACAGUCCAAUGGAGAUAUGGCGAUAAAGCAUUGUUAUCAUGGAAUGAACCUGCUAAACACUGGAAAUCCACCGGAAUGGGCGCUGCAUUAUCUAUUACCGAUAUUUCGGCGCAUGAGCAUCUUGCCGUUCUACUUUGGCGACUCACAGCCCAUGGGCUAUUCGGAAUCUCCAAAAAUACCCGAGUCCUUCUCUUCAUAUUUUCAAGCCCAGACUUCGAUCGAUGCUGUUUACAACAUGACUAUACAACAUUUUCGGCGGACAGCCGACUACCGUCUCGGUGACAUGAGAAACGAGCCAGCUACACCGGAUGUUCUUCUCGAGCAAUAUGAGAUACAUGACUUGUUGGAUCAGUGGAGAUCUGCAUUCGACAAAUUCGAAGCUGAAACACCAGCUGAGCUGAUACAAGCAUCGUUGACAUCGCGGAUAUGGCUCUUCCAUGUUUACGAAGUCUGCAUGAUAUUAUCGCGAGUGCAGUUCGUUACCGAUGAAACAGAUUACGAUAAGUUCAUCCCAAAUUUCAAGCGUAUGGUUGAGGGCGCUAGGCAACUGGCUGGACUGCGAACCAGAUCAACACCGUCUGAAUUUCAUUUCGAAAUGGGUUUCGCGCCAUAUCUCUUCUUCGUUGCUAUCAAAUGUCGCGAUUUAGAAACUCGUAUCGAGGCACUUCGGUUAAUGGGUGUUCUUUGUGCUGCGCAAGAAAGUCUCUGGAACAGCCAUACACUUCAGGUCGUUGCGCAGAGAACGAUCGAUCUCGAACAUGGCAUAUCAGGACAAGACGUCGAUAGCUUUAUGACCCAGUAUGGCGUGUUACCGCCUGAUGAAAUGAGAGUUCGGCACUUUGUUAUCGGGCCAGCUGAAUCAGGGUCUGAGGGCUUGGCGGGGAGAGAGUUGACCUUUUACAUGACGACAAAGGAUGGCGGUAUAUAUCUGAAACGGGAGAGGUUCCCAAUCAAAGGACCGAAUGAAGCUGUUGAAGGUGCGUCUGGUGUUUUCGAGGUGGAUCUUGAGAUGGAUAAACUGAGUUUGUCUGAGAUAGACACUUGGAGUAGCACUAGAUCAGGCAGUGUUUAG
Messenger RNA from Fusarium redolens, 1593 nucleotides. RefSeq lists its product as uncharacterized. The coding region runs from base 1 to 1593 and encodes 530 amino acids. Gene Ontology annotation, biological process: regulation of DNA-templated transcription. The transcript is spliced from 2 exons. NCBI's taxonomy places the organism in Eukaryota, Fungi, Ascomycota, Sordariomycetes, Hypocreales, Nectriaceae. Gene Ontology annotation, molecular function: zinc ion binding; DNA-binding transcription factor activity, RNA polymerase II-specific. The record is from RefSeq and is a predicted model, not a curated record.